This is a messenger RNA of Lathyrus sativus (Indian pea), 450 nucleotides long. NCBI's taxonomy places the organism in Eukaryota, Viridiplantae, Streptophyta, Magnoliopsida, Fabales, Fabaceae. The record is from the annotation of a GenBank genome assembly.
AUGUGGAGCUUGUAUGAAGUGGCACAUUUAAAGAUUACCAGAGAAGAUAUAUUAGAUGAAGCACUUGAUUUCACACAAGCUCGCAUGAAUUCCAAAAUUACUACCAAUCAAUUGAGCACUUUUCUUCGUGCACAAGUAACUCAAUGCUUAAAGAAACCACCACAUAAGGGAAUUCCUAGAUUGGAGACAAGGUGUUACAUAUCUUCCUACGAACAAGAUCAUUCACGUAGUAAAGUUAUUCUAAACUUUGCAAAAUUAGAUUUCAACAUGCUACAAAAAAUGCAUCAAAAAGAACUUGCCAGUAUCACCAAGUGGUGGAAAAAAUCAGACUUUAUAAAGGAAGUCCCUUACGCAAGGGAUAUAUUGGUUGAGGCUUACUUUUGCCCAUUGGCAUGCCACUUCAAGAAAGAUAGGAGGAAAAUUGGUGUCAUGCAUUUCUCUUUUAGAUGA